This is a messenger RNA of Gossypium arboreum, 399 nucleotides long. RefSeq lists its product as uncharacterized. Bases 1 to 399 code for a protein of 132 amino acids. The record is from RefSeq and is a predicted model, not a curated record. Lineage: Eukaryota; Viridiplantae; Streptophyta; Magnoliopsida; Malvales; Malvaceae. The transcript has 2 exons.
AUGGUUUCUGAGACUGAGGACAAGGUCCGUUUGAUUCGAGAUCGGCUGAAAAUAGCUUUUGAUAGGCAUAAGUCUUAUGUGGAUCUGAAACGUCAAGAGAUAGAGUUUUCUGUAGAGGAUUUAGUUUUUCUCAAAUUAGAGCUACCUCUGGAGUUAGACCGCAUCCAUGAUGUGUUUCACGUCUCGAUGUUGAGGCGCUACCGCUCUGAUCUCAUACAUAUUGCUCUUGUAAAGGAGAUUGAGGUUCGACCAGAUCUGACCUUCAAGGAGGAGUCAGUUCAGAUUCUGGAUCGCAAUGUUAAGGUUUUGAGGAGGAAAUUCAUUCCUUUAGUAAAGGUGCUAUGGCAGAAUCAUAGCACUGAGGAGGCUACGUGGGAGCCUAAGGAUACAAUGCACUAG